CUUUGCAUUUUUUAUGAGUGAAAAUAGACAAAAAAGACAAACUCCUCUUUCGUCCUUCUCUUUUCUCCUUUUCCGCUCCUCACUCCUCACUCUGCACACCUGAAACUCUAUUUUUUCUUUCGCUUUUCUCUCUCGAGCAAGGGAGCAGAAGAGAAAAGAAAAGCGAAAAGCCUAGAGGCUCCAUUCCAUGGAGGAUUCCUCACAUUCUCAUUCCCUGCACGGAAGUCAAGCCUCUGCAACUCUCGCGAAGAAAGUCUCUAAUGGAAAUGGCUUCACUUCUACAACUGUCUACAAUGACGUCUUCGGUGGUCCUCCCAAGUUUGGAGUUCCAACCUUCUCGUCUCGGAUAGAAGACUACAAUGAGGUUUUCCGCAACUUUCGCACUUCUCGUGGUUCUUCGAUUCCAAUUCUAGAUCUCCCGGUUGUCAACGGGGCCGAUGUCUCCUUUGAUGUUCCAGUCUCAAAGUUUGAUUAUGCGGAGAUUUUUGGCGGUUUCGAUGUUGUAGAUUUUGCUGAUUCUUACGAGGAACUGUUUGCGGAGCCAAAAGAAGCGGCUUCUGACGAGGCCUGGACACCAGCUGAAACAGGUUCGCUUUCAGAAGGGUCAAAUGGAGAUAUCGCUUGUUCAGAAAAGGACCAACUUUUGUCAAAUGCAGCCUCUGACCACUCAGUUAAUGGUGUGAAGCAGUGCAAUAUUUCACAUAAUAAAGCUAAUCAAAGAAAUGAAGAUGGGACAAAUGGGACAACACAUGUAAACCAACACCAGGCAGUUCCGGCAUUUACAUCUGUAGUUGAUGAAAGUGCUCAUUUGCGAGGGGCUGAAGGUGAGAAACUACCAACACAGGUAACUGAUGAUAUCAGUUUUGAUGUGGAUCCUAGUGUGGGGAUAAUGGAAGGACAAAAUAUCAGGAUAACUACAUCACAUUCCACUACACAUUGUACUGCCUCAAAGACCAAUUUGAAUGAUUUCAGAACUCGACAAGGGUCUGGAAGGAAUGAAUCUAACCCUAAAGAGGUGUUUUUAACCGUCUCUGAAAUCAGCCUUAAGACACAACCCUCUCCAGUGCCACCACCUGUAAGGCAACCACCUAAAUUGGCUAUCAAACAGGGAGAUGCUAUCGGGUUGAUGCCAUCCAAUGCUAAUUCUUCUAAAAAUUGUGGUCAUGAAGGGGCUGCAGGUAACAUUUCACCUCCUUUCUUUGAUGUGGAGGUAGAUGCUAGUUCAGCAGCUGCAGCCUCUGCGGCUGCUAUGAAAGAAGCAAUGGAGAAAGCUCAGGCAAGACUAAAAAGUGCAAAAGAAUCAAUGGAAAGAAAGAGGGAUGGUCUUCAAGGACGGAUGAAGCUGGGAUUGAAAGAUGACUUAAAGAAUAAGGAAAAAAGAGAGGGUAAAGCUGCUCAUGAAGUCCACAUAUUCAAGGAAGAAAGAACUCAUGAGACUUGUGAAAGAGAGGGUACUGGAACUAAAGAUAUUUCUAGGGAGGAAGGGCAAAAGGCCAUGGGUGCCAACCAGGUAGCUCCUGAUUUAGAAAAGUGUGGAAAAUGUUUAGACUUAGCUAAAGAAUCUUUAGAGCAAAAUCACAUGAAGGGAUCAAAGUCAGUUCAACAGUCUAGAAGUCAGGAAGAUGGAGCAGGAGAAUGGAAAGCAGAGAGACAAUUUUAUGAACUAAUAAAAACAGAUAAUAAGUUAAGAGUAGCCCCUGAAACAGCUAUGGAAGCUCAGGAACGGGAACAAGGUGAUAGGAAGUUGAAAACAACCAAGGAACCAUGCAGAUGGAAUGGAUAUGAGAAGCAUCUAAAAGAGGCAUAUAAGGUUCAUGGUCAUGAGCAGGAAGAAAGCAAUAAGAAACUAAAGCAAACUCUUGAGCGGGAAGAACAUGAGAGGAAACUAAAAGAAGCUAAUGAGAAGGAAGAAAAUGAGAAGAGGCCAAAAGAGGUUUGUGUAAUAGAAGAAGAUAAGAGGAGAUUGAAAGAGGCUUGUGAACAGGUAAAAAAUGAAAAGAGACUUAAAGAGACUUUUGAAAGGAAAGAAAAUGCGAGGAGAUUGAAAGAAACUCAUGAGCGAGAAGAAAAUGAGAAGGAACUUAAAGAGGCUUUUGAGAGGGAAGAGAAGGAAAAGAGAUUGAAAGAGGCUUGUGAAAGGGAAGAACAUGAGAGGAAAUUAAAAGAGGCUUUGGAGAGGGAAGAAAAUGAGAGGAGAUUGAAAGAGGCCCAUGAGAUAGAAGAAAAUGAAAAGAGAUUGAAAGAAGCUUGUGGGAAGGAACAAAAUGAGAGGAGACUGAAAGAAGCCCAGGAGAGGGAAGAAAAUGAGAGGAUAUUGAAAGAGGCUUAUGAAAGGAAAGAAAAGGAGAGAAGGUUGAAAGAGGCUUAUGAAAGCGAAGAAAAUGAAAAGAGAUUGAGAGAGGCUCGUGAAAGGGAAGAAAAGGAGAGAAGAUUGAAAGAUGCUCAUGAAAGGGAAGAGAAUGAAAGGAGAUUACGCGAGGCUCAUGAAAGGGAAGAAAAUGAAAAGAGAUUGAGAGAGACUCUUGAGAGAGAAGAAAAUGAAAAGAAAUUGAGAGAGGCUCAUGUGAGAGAAGAAAACGAAAGGAGAAUGAAAGAGGCUUGUGAGAGGGAAGAAAAGGAGAGGGGAUUGAAAGAAGCCCAUGAAAGGGAAGAAAAGGACAAGAGAUCAAAAGAGGCUUAUGAGAAAAAAGAACAUGAGAGGAAAUUAAAAGAGGCGCAAGACAAAGAAGAAAGUGAAAAGAGAUUGAAGGAGGUUGGUGAACAGGAAGAAAUUGAAAAUAGACUAAAGAAAGGUUUUAAAAGAGAAGAAAAUGAAAAGAGACAGAGAGAGGCUUGUGACAUGGAAGAAACUGAGAAGAAUUUAAUAGAAUGCCAUGAGUGGGAAGAAAAUGAGAAGAGACCAAGAGAGGGUUGUGAGCAGGAAGAAAAUUUAAACAAUCAAAAAGUACCUCCUGAGCAAGUAGAAAAUGGGAAGAAACUAAAAGCAGGUCAAGAAACUCAUGAGCACAAAGAGGAGAUAAAUUUGAAGGCAACUAAUGAGACAUGCAUACAGAAUGAUCAUGAGAAUUUAGAAUCAAUUCAAGAGACCUGCAAACAUGAAAUUACUGGGAAAUUGAAAGCAGUUCAGGAAGAAGUUAUGGAAAACUUUGGCAAAAAUGUUGAUGGACUUGCAGAGGAGAAGGAAUGGAGAGCAGCUAAUGUGAUGAAUGAACAAGAUGGAAAUAUGAGGUUCAAAGGAGCUCACUCAAUUGCCCAUGAAUAUGAUGCAAAUGAAAACAAAAUGAAAAAUGUGACAGAGACACUUCCGUUAGAUGACAAUCAGAAGAAAUUAGGAGAAUCUGAUAUAGAUGGUUGUCAAGAUCAGAGUUUCAAAAAUAACAAAACUUAUCAGGUGGGGUGUGUUCAGGAAAACCUUGAGGGAAAAGUAAGAGUCCCUCAGAUAAUCCAUGAGUGGGAAGAGAAAGGAAGAAAUGCUUUGGAAGAGAAAGGAAACAUGCCAAAAGUAUCUCAGGAGUUCAAUACAAGCUACAAUGCAGGAAGAAAGAAGAACUAUAGUGACACUAUUGUGACAGAGGUGAAGGAAAAAGAAGAAAUGCAAAGAGAAAAAGAUCAGGAAAAGGAGCGACUAAGAAAAAUAGAAGAAGAGAGGGAGAGGGAAAGGGAAAGAGAAAAAGACAGGAUGGCAGUUGAACGAGCAACCCGUGAAGCUCGUGAAAGGGCAUUUGCUGAUGCUCGUGAAAGGGCAGAAAGAGCUGCUGUGGAGAGAGCGACAGCUGAAGCUCGACAAAGAGCAAUGGCUGAGGCUCGAGAAAGAUUAGAGAAGGCUUCUGCAGAAGCUCGGGAGAAGUCACUAGCUGAGAAGGCUUCUAUAGAAGCCAAACUUAGGGCAGAACGUGCUGCAGUGGAGAGAGCAACUGCAGAGGCUCGGGAGCGUGCUGUGGAAAAAGCUGCUUUAGAGGCAAGAGAACGUGUAGAAAGAUCUUCUGCUGAAAAGUCUUCCACUACUCCUAGGGAUGGUGGUUUGAAGCAAAGCACUUCCGACCUACAGAACCCACAGUUUCAAAGCUCAGGUUCCUAUGGUGGUUCACGAUAUCCAAAUUCUUCAAAUUAUUCUGCUUCCUAUGCUGCUGAGAAAUUACAAGGAGCAGAAGUUGAAUCAGCCCAGAGAUGUAAAGCUAGGUUACAAAGGCAUCAACGAACAGUUGAACGUGUGGCAAAAGCCCUAGCAGAGAAAAAUAUGCGUGACCUUCUUGCUCAUAGAGAGCAAGCAGAGAGACAUAGGCUAGCAGAAUCCCUUGAUGCUGAUGUCAAAAGGUGGUCCAGUGGGAAAGAGGGGAACUUGCGUGCACUGCUUUCAACACUACAAUAUAUCCUUGGACCUGAUAGUGGUUGGCAGCCAAUUCCAUUAACAGAAGUUAUAACAGCUGCUGCUGUAAAGAAAGCCUACAGGAAAGCCACUCUUUGUGUUCAUCCUGACAAACUUCAGCAACGGGGUGCGAGCAUUCAACAGAAGUACAUAUGUGAGAAGGUCUUUGAUCUUCUAAAGGACGCUUGGAACAAAUUCAAUUCGGAAGAGCGAUAAUCGAAGUUGCUAGCAAUUGCGAAUAUCCUGUAUAAUUUCAUGCAUCAAUGGAUAAAAUUUAAGUAUCUUUAGCUAUUCUUUCAGCUAUUUGUGUAAUUCUGAACGAAAAGCUUAGCUCCAGAAAACUGUUGUAAACAAGCUAUUAGAUAAAGAAAAAGGGGUGUAGAGCCUUUCUUUCA
This is a messenger RNA of Nelumbo nucifera (sacred lotus), 4761 nucleotides long. RefSeq lists its product as uncharacterized. NCBI's taxonomy places the organism in Eukaryota, Viridiplantae, Streptophyta, Magnoliopsida, Proteales, Nelumbonaceae. Gene Ontology annotation, molecular function: clathrin binding. Gene Ontology annotation, biological process: clathrin-dependent endocytosis; clathrin coat disassembly. Gene Ontology annotation, cellular component: vesicle; intracellular membrane-bounded organelle; cytoplasm. The record is from RefSeq and is a predicted model, not a curated record.